Messenger RNA from Exaiptasia diaphana, 588 nucleotides. RefSeq lists its product as uncharacterized. The transcript has a single exon. Bases 1 to 588 code for a protein of 195 amino acids. NCBI's taxonomy places the organism in Eukaryota, Metazoa, Cnidaria, Anthozoa, Actiniaria, Aiptasiidae. The record is from RefSeq and is a predicted model, not a curated record.
AUGGAAGGAAAAGUUCACCUUUAUGUAGAUCCCAGCGUAAAACCAACUGUAGCACCACMCCGCAAAGUACCACCAUCAAUGAAGACUGAUCUGAAAGAAGAAAUAGAUCGACAAACCAAACGUCAAGUUAUAAGUUCAGUAGACACGCCUACAGAUUGGGUGUCUAGUUUGACAACAGUCCGAAAACAAAAUGGAGACAUACGACUAUGCAUUGAUCCUCAAACGCUGAACAUCGCACUCAAACGAUGUCACUAUCYCUUGCCAACUAUAGAAGAUMUACUACCAGAGCUAUCCCAACCAAAAGUCUUCAGUAAAGCAAACCUCAAAGAAGGAUUCCUGAAGAUUGAAUUGGAUGAAGAGUCCAGUUAUCUAACUACAUUUGGCCAUUCAUGGGGCCGUUAUCGCUAUCAAAGACUCCCUUUUGGAAUUUCACCAGCCCCAGAAAUCUUCCAAAUGAAGCUGGAUCAGAAUCUAGAAGGCCUUGACGGCGUUUUCAAGAUUGCUGAUGACAUUCUAAUCACUGGCCAAGGAACAGAUGACGAAAGUGCCAAUAGGGACCACGACAAGAAUUUAAAAAAACCUUCUUGA